UGUCUCCCAGGUAACGUCAUCUACUACAACUACCGUGUCCCCGAGGGAGAGAGACAUGACUCCGCUAUCAAGAGGAACAAGGAGAACCUGGCCACUGAAAUCAAACUGUGGGAGGGAUACUUUCAGAAGGUGGAGGUGGGUUCUUACCUGUCAGGAAAAGCCUUCUCAUUGGCUGACGUUAUUGUCUUCCCUGUGAUUGCCUACGCCUUCCGCUUUGGGCUGUCUACGGAGCGUUACCCCAAACUGGGAGCGUACUACGACAUGGUGAAGGACAGACCCAGUGUUAAAGCUACCUGGCCCCCACACUGGCUGGAAAACCCUCAGGGAGGGGACACUCUCAAGGAGUUCUGAGACUCACAGGAACACACAACACGUUUAUCUGAAGGAUGAUGGGCACUUCCUCCUAUAUCACUGUUGUAACCGCGGGAAACGCAUGCUUUAAAUGCGGGUUUCCUCAGAUGAGUAUUAGUCAAGUAGUUUUCUACCAAGUGAACACAAUUUUUAUUUUUUUCCUUUCUGGUGUUUUUGUAACAUGAUUUUUUUUCCAUAUAAUGUCUCUAUUUUGUGUACAGAACCACAUACCUGGUGUAGAAUGAAUUAAAAUCAUACCAAACACUG
Oncorhynchus nerka (sockeye salmon) is the source of this 618-nucleotide messenger RNA. RefSeq names its product glutathione S-transferase A-like. NCBI's taxonomy places the organism in Eukaryota, Metazoa, Chordata, Actinopteri, Salmoniformes, Salmonidae. The annotation marks the transcript as partial. The transcript has 3 exons. The record is from RefSeq and is a predicted model, not a curated record.